Solanum dulcamara is the source of this 1733-nucleotide messenger RNA. Its product is annotated as polyadenylate-binding protein-interacting protein 12-like. The coding region runs from base 269 to 1339 and encodes 356 amino acids. Lineage: Eukaryota; Viridiplantae; Streptophyta; Magnoliopsida; Solanales; Solanaceae. The transcript has 10 exons. The record is from RefSeq and is a predicted model, not a curated record. Gene Ontology annotation, molecular function: RNA binding.
UUUGCCCCCUCUCUCGCGUCACAGUAUUAUCUUUUUUCUGCAGACUCAGUAAAAUAAUACAUCACUCUAAAAGAAAAAGAAAAGUCUUACCCUGUUUUUGCUCUUCCCCCAGCUCACGAUCUUUGAGUUUGGGUUUUGUUCUUUUGAUUGAUGGAUAAUAAUACCAUUUAGACCAUCAGAAGCCGAAUUUGGAAAAAAGGGUUAAAGAAGAAGGAGAAAAAGGAGCAGUCUUGGGUACUUUGACACAGUUUUUGCUGAAGGAACAAUCAUGGCCGUGGAUGAGAAUGGCUCGUUGAAUCGGACGGACGAGAGUGCUGUAAAGAAUGGUUCCGGUGCCGUCGAUCAUCAGCCUAAUCAGAACGGUGUGCCACAGUCAACGAUACCCACUGAUCAGAAUAUUCAAAUAAUGUCUGUUGAUCAUCAACCCCAGAAAACCAGUGUGCAGCAUAAGUCUCAAAUGGGUGUUUUUCAACGGCUGAAACAAAGCAUCAACGGCAAUGGAGUGCUGGGUCACCUGAACGGUGUUGAUUUGAGAAGAAACGGGGGGCUGGUUGAUGAAGAUGAUGGUGGGGAAGGGUUUAAGAAGGAGAUGAGGGAUUUGGAGGAGAUGCUUUCCAAAUUGAACCCCAUGGCUGAAGAGUUUGUGCCUCCCUCACUCUCCAGCAACCACGGAGUAGUGCCAAUCCCUUCCGGUGGAGAACAAUUUGGGUUUGAUGCUUUCAAUUUUGUAAUGCAAGCUGGACUCAGCGAUGGAAAUUUCAACAGAAGGCAGAAGAGAAAUGGCUAUGGUCUUGGUAGGAGACGGACGAAUGUCCGGACGAGCGUGGCCCAGCGUGAAGAUGUUAUAAGGAGAACAGUUUAUGUGUCUGAAAUUGAUCAUCAGGUGACUGAAGAGCAACUUGCUACACUCUUUCUUACUUGUGGGCAGGUGGUUGAUUGUCGCAUAUGUGGAGACCCCAAUUCUGUACUCCGUUUUGCCUUUAUUGAAUUUACUGAUGAAGAAGGUGCAAGGAACGCUUUGAGUCUUGCAGGGACUAUGCUAGGGUUUUAUCCCGUGAGAGUGCUUCCCUCUAAAACUGCAAUUGCACCAGUUAAUCCAACAUUUCUUCCAAGGUCUGAAGAUGAAAGGGAGAUGUGUGCAAGAACUAUAUACUGUACAAACAUUGAUAAAAAGGUUACUCAAGCAGAUGUCAAGCUCUUUUUUGAAUACUUUUGUGGAGAGGUUAAGCGCCUGCGGUUACUUGGUGACUAUCAUCAUUCCACUCGUAUAGGUUUUGUUGAGUUUGUUAUGUUAUCCAGGAUACAUAUGGAAGGUCUCAGAAUCACCAGAUUUGGAUAAGCUGGAUGUUCGUUUAAAAAUAAAAAAAUAGAUUACUUUAUGGAAGAAACCCGACGACACUUAGCAAAUUUAAUCACUAAUGAAAUGAUUCCUGGACUACAGGAAAACAGAAAAGUUGCCUGUGUUGUCGUUUUGAUCAGUUCAACAGAUAUGUGUAUUUGACAGCUAAAGAGUAUAUGCCAGUAGAUUAUUAGCAAUUCACAGUAAUGUGGGUUAAAUAAAAUUGCAAUCUCGGUGAUUUUGCGGUUGGCCAGCUUGUUCUAUUCUCCAUCUCUCAGUGACCAACUUUUGUGCUACGUUUAUGGAUGUUGCUGUGAUGGGAGCCCUUACAGCUUUAUUAUGUGGAUUCUGUACUUUUUGAUCACUUGAAUGAAACUGGAAAAGAAGUGCUUUA